Messenger RNA from Raphanus sativus (radish), 1291 nucleotides. Its product is annotated as GATA transcription factor 12. Gene Ontology annotation, cellular component: nucleus. Gene Ontology annotation, molecular function: sequence-specific DNA binding; zinc ion binding. The transcript is spliced from 2 exons. The record is from RefSeq and is a predicted model, not a curated record. Gene Ontology annotation, biological process: positive regulation of DNA-templated transcription. The coding region runs from base 101 to 1096 and encodes 331 amino acids. Lineage: Eukaryota; Viridiplantae; Streptophyta; Magnoliopsida; Brassicales; Brassicaceae.
CAUUUCCCCUCACUCCACUCUCUCCUCUCCUCUCUCAACAAGAGCUCCGGCGAGAGUUCACCGUAACAAUCCCACCGGAGAAACCAACCUUUUUCAUUUCAUGGAAGAAGAAGAAGCUCAUGAAUUCUUACACACAGCGGAUCAUUUCGCCGUAGAUGACCUCUUGGUGGAUUUCUCUAACGAUGACGACGAGGAAAAUGAUAUCACUGUUGAUUCCGACGGCACCAACACAGCCACCGCCGUAACCGACAGCUCUAACUCCUCCUCGUUAUCCCCCGCAUGUCUCCCUAAUUUCCAAGGUGAUGUUCAAGACGGUACCAGCUUCUCCGGCGAACUUUGCGUACCGAGUGAUGAGCUGGCUGAGCUGGAGUGGCUGUCUAACUUCGUGGAUGACUCGUUCUCGACCGACGAUGUACAGAAGCUACAGCUAAUAUCCGGUUACAAAGCCCGACCCGACCCGAAACCCGAACCGGAAAACCCGAAUAGCAGCAGUCCGAUUUUCACCACUGACGUCUCAGUGCCGGCCAAAGCCAGGAGCAAACGCUCACGCGCCGCAGCAUGUAACUGGGCCUCACGUGGGCUUCUCAUGGAAGCCGUUUACGACAACCCCUUCACCGGAGAAACCAUUCUCUCCCGCCACCACCUCUCUCCUCCGACCUCGCCGACGUCCAUGACCCAUCCCGUGAAAAAGCAAGCCCUCGACGGAGGGUUCCGGCGAAAGAAAGAUUCUUUGCUGGACUCCGGCGCGGAGGAGCGGCGGUGUCUCCACUGCGCCACCGACAAGACGCCGCAGUGGCGGACCGGCCCAAUGGGCCCGAAGACGCUGUGCAACGCUUGCGGCGUGAGGUACAAGUCGGGGCGUCUGGUGCCGGAGUACCGGCCGGCGGCGAGUCCGACGUUCGUGUUGGCUAAACAUUCGAAUUCUCACCGGAAGGUUAUGGAGCUGAGGCGGCAGAAGGAGAUGACGAAGGCCCACCAUGAGUUCAUACAUCACCAUCAGGGUACGGAGACUGCCAUGAUUUUCGACGUCUCGUCGGACGGUGAUGAUUACUUGAUCCACCACCACGUUGGCCCAGAUUUCGGACAGCUUAUCUGAUCGAUCCCUUGUCCUUUUUUUUGUUUACUUCCAAUAAUUAGGGAUAUCUUAUUAGAUCAAAGUUUUGCUAAUCUUGAUUAUGAUGAUGACAAUUCACUCUCUCUUUCUUGCGUUAUUUUGGGAAUUUGUUAGAAGCUUUUCUUGUUUUUUCCAUGACAUAUGAAAUGAAAUUUAAUAUAGUUUUGUUUGGUUAAA